Molecule: messenger RNA, 1386 nt
Organism: Syzygium oleosum
Lineage: Eukaryota; Viridiplantae; Streptophyta; Magnoliopsida; Myrtales; Myrtaceae
Product: mediator of RNA polymerase II transcription subunit 18
Exons: 6
Coding region: 556-1209 (217 amino acids)
Biological process (GO): termination of RNA polymerase II transcription; regulation of transcription by RNA polymerase II
Cellular component (GO): mediator complex; core mediator complex
Molecular function (GO): transcription coregulator activity
Source: RefSeq, a predicted model, not a curated record
CACACUCGUGAAGAACGAAGCCGCGAGCGAAAACCUCGUUCGGCCGAGAAUCGGAAACGAGGCGAGGGGCUGUUCCAGUCGUUGUCGCUCGCAGCGGAAACGGGAGAUUGCCGCCGGUUCCGAGCGACAUCGCGAGAGCGGGAGGAGCUGUCGGAGAGCGUUUCGUUCCAGCGAAUCCAACCCUUACAGCUCUCGAAUCCCUGUCGUCAUCGUCCAUUUGCGUGCUCAAUUUCGCGCGUUUUUCUUGCUUCUUCUUUAGCCUGGUAAUGCUUCAAUGGAGUUCGCAGACAUUCCUUUUUCUUUUAAAUGGGUGUUGCAAAAGAACCGAAUUUGCAGAUAGUAAAGUGACUUGCAGUUGACGCUUCGUACUGGGCUAGCCAGAAGCCGAUCGAUUCGGUUCCCCGGUUCACAGGAUCAAUUCCGGUUCUGGGGUUGGGAACCCAUCAUUCCUACAGCGAGAUCCCUUCGCUAGUACCUGUCGCUCUGCCGAUUUGAAUCCGCUCAACUAAUUCGAUCGUGUUGUUUCAGUGACUGACGGAUAAUUAAAGCUUUUUGAUGGAGUGUGUGGUCCAAGGAAUCAUAGAGACUCAGCAUGUUGAGGCCCUUGAGAUUCUUCUGCAAGGUCUUUGUGGUGUUCAAAAAGAACGCUUGAGGAUCCAUGAGCUUUGCCUGAAAAGUGGUCCAAAUCUAGGUGCAGUACCCUCAGAACUUCGAAUAUUGUGUGAUCUUGAACAACCAGAACCUAGUUGGACUGUUCGGCAUGUUGGGGGCUCAAUGAGAGGUGCUGGUGCUGAACAGAUAUCAGUUCUUGUGAGACCCAUGGUAGAAAGCAAAGCGAGCAAGAAUGUGCUUCGUUUCUUUUAUGCUCUUGGCUACAAAUUGGACCACGAGCUGCUGAGAGUGGGAUUUGCCUUUCACUUCCAGAGGGGUGUUCAGAUUACUGUUACUGUGUCUUCAGUAAAUAAGAUGUUGAAACUACAUGCGACUGAUGAGGCUGUGCCGGUGACACCGGGUAUGCAGCUGGUUGAAGUAACUGCUCCUGCAACAUCAGAGAACUAUACUGAAGUAGUUGCAGCUGUGACUUCAUUUUGCGAACAUCUUGCUCCGCUCUUGCAUCUGUCAAAGCCGGGCAUCUCAACAGGGGUUGUUCCAACAGCAGCUGCUGCUGCUGCAUCUCUCAUGUCUGAUGGUGGUGGUACAACUUUAUAACAGGAUCAUGAAGCUGUAGAAGGUCGUCUUGUACUACAUGUUGCACCCAUAACUUCUUUGUUGUCGCAAUAUAGGUCCUUCCCAUGGUAUAUUGGUAGUUCUUCUGUUACUAACUUGUAGUGAUGAACCAACCAAGAAGUGAAAUGGCACUCUAUAGUGAAAUGACACUCUAUUCUC